Messenger RNA from Striga asiatica, 1302 nucleotides. The record is from the annotation of a GenBank genome assembly. NCBI's taxonomy places the organism in Eukaryota, Viridiplantae, Streptophyta, Magnoliopsida, Lamiales, Orobanchaceae.
GCCCACAAGACUUCACACAACACAAGUACAGCUUCUUGUCUGUAAAUUUAUUCCUCCUUAUACCCCGAAAAGACCAAAAAGAAAAAAUAAUACUCAACUGAAAAAGGGGGGUAAAAUGGGGAGACCACCUUGCUGUGACAAAAUUGGAAUCAAGAAAGGUCCAUGGACUCCUGAGGAAGAUAUAAUCUUAGUCUCAUAUAUUCAGGAAAAUGGGCCUGGAAAUUGGAGAGCUGUGCCCACAAAUACAGGCUUGUUGAGGUGCAGCAAGAGUUGCAGGCUUAGAUGGACCAAUUACCUAAGGCCAGGGAUCAAGAGAGGCAAUUUCACCCCUCAUGAAGAGGGCAUGAUAAUCCAUCUCCAAGCUUUACUAGGCAACAAGUGGGCUGCAAUAGCCACGUACCUACCUCAACGUACAGACAACGAUAUCAAGAACUAUUGGAACACGCACCUCAAGAAGAAGCUCAAGAAACUCCACCAACAAUCGGGCAAUUUCGUCUCGUCGUCCAACAACGACGCGGGCCACGGCGGCCCAACAACAGACUACCAUCGGUUCAUGUCGAGGCCCAACAACGAAUUGGGACACGGCCCAUCUUCAGUCUACGCCUCGAGCGCGGACAACAUAUCGAGGCUUCUAGAAGGAUGGAUGACGAGGUCAUCUUCACCUCCCGAGUCGAAUAAAGUCGACAAAAAUAGUAGUGUUGUUGUUGCUAAUGCUAAGUAUCCAAACGAAAAUCGAGAUGGAUCAUUAUUAUUCUAUCGCGAUCCCGGGAAAGUUAUUCAGCACCAGGAAGAGAUUGAAAAUAUUAAUUUGUUCGACUGUCGUGAUGAUGAUCACAAUUUGGAGGGAAUUUUGAAUUUCGAUAACCGUGAAAAAUCGUCGUGCCACAUUAAUGGCUUGAUUGAUGAUCAAGAAAAGGCAAAAAACGAUGACGCGAAUAAUAAUAACAAUCCGCCGCUAUCGUUUAUUGAGAAGUGGUUGUUGGAUGAGAGUGCAGCUGGUCAAGUUGAAGGAGUCAUGGAGUUAUCAUCAAUCUUCUAAUGGAGUUUAAUUAAUUUGAUUGGAAAUGUUGCUAAAAUCAAAAGUUGAUUUUUUUUUAAAAAAAAAUAUUUUGAGUUAAUGUUAAGUGGAGAGCUUGAGCUAUGCUAGCUAGCUAGGGUUCCAAAGAAGUUGGAUCUUUUAGCUGUUGUUCUUCAUUUGUAUUUCCUUUUUUUCUUUAUCUUUAAUCAUCUUUUUAACAGUUGUAACUUGAUUAGAAAUCGUUACCUGAUUAUGUGAUUAUGCAUGAGGUACUUUGACCAUGC